GUGGGAAUGUGCUUGGGGUUUGGAAUAGGGAAAUCCUAUUGCUCUGCUGGCCAUGACUUGCAGUUUAUAUUAUUGUAGGGUACUAUGAGUCUUACAAGCGCGGGUCAGUCGCCAUUCAGGGUAGGAAGCGAAGCGACAAUGUUUUUUUGUGGAGGAGCGAGAUCUGUUCGGUCUGUUAUAUGUAAAUUUCGUUUUAACGUCGCGGGAACAGCACGACUUGGAACAAACCUACCGCGAGCGGGUACAUGGACAUUGCGAAACAAACUUCAGGGAAUUUGUUGUCCUCGAGCUCAGGAUCGAUGUAUAAAUGAUAGCCAUGCUUUAUGUGUGGUUAGUGAAGCGCUAGGCGAUAAUAUUGUCAAAAGCGCUGGACGUCAAUUUAGUUUGGCUGCAGGACAAGUGACCCGGGCUCAGGAGAUCUCGACGUCUGUCUUGAAAUCGGAUUCAUCACCGACUUUCGAAUUCACCAUCAUCUGUUUUCCACGGCUGAGCAAGGGACAGAAGACCAUUCAUGUUUUUUUGCGGUCUCCCGAAAUGGAUACCACUCGUUCAUCCAUAGAUAAGGUCUUAUCAAGAGCUUUAUCCACCAGUGCUAAGCACGGACCAGCGAAGGGAGAACCAGCCAUUGAGGACACCAAGGUCCAGCCUUCUAGGAGCCCAAAAAGGGGGGAUGAAGAGCCCGAGAAUGAAAAAAAUCAAAAUAAAACAAUGCAGUUGAAGAAGGUUUUUAAGGAAUAUGGUGCUGUUGGUGUGUCAUUUCACAUCGGAAUAUCCCUGAUUUCCCUUGGAUUUUUCUACCUUGCUGUGUCUAGUGGGAUCGAUAUGGCUGUUGUGCUGUGUAAGAUGGGAUUCAGUGAAUCUGUGGUUCAGUCGAAGAUGGCUGCUGGCACAAGCACAUUUGUUCUAGCAUAUGCCAUUCACAAGCUGUUUGCCCCCCUUCGGAUCAGCAUCACUCUUGUGUCUGUACCACUCAUAGUACGAUACCUCAGGAAGACUGGACUCUUUAAACCUCCACCAACUAAUCCAUGAACUUGAAGCUCUAACAAAUGUUUCAGUGGUAGACUGUACAUUCACCUUUUUUCUAACUUCAAAUUCAAGGGCCUAGAGUGGCACACUGUCACAUAUGCAGUGAUUUUUCAGUGCUACAGCCAAACAAUGAAAUUUGCUACCACUAUGAAAUUGAAUUGUAUUCUGGCUAUUGCUCAUGUUAACAUUCAAUAGCCACACGUCACUCACAUGGCCAGAGAUGUACCGAUUAGUGAAUACAAGUGAAUAGUUUUUUUUCAACAACAUUUCAAAAAACAAUUUGUAUAUAAGGUGUACAUUUUGCACUUUUUUAAAUUAGACCAUGUAAACAUGUAAUUACUUGUAAUUACAUUAACAUAUAAUUAAUUGUAAAACUGCUUUAAGAUUUUAGAGUUUGUAUUUAAAAAAGAUUGAAAUUAAAAAUUGGACAAGAUAAUGGGGGCAUGCAGAACUGUAAAAAUCUGUGUUAGGAUGAUUUUGCUGGCAAUAAAGAUAUGUGGCUCUAGUUUUGUAUUAAGCAUUGUGAUUCUACUGCAUUUGAUAUGACUGAAAUGGAAAAUGUUUUUUUCUUUUUUCCAAGAUUUUCUUUGUUUUGAGCAAAAAUGUUUAGUGCAACUUUGAGUAUAUUGUGAAUUUUUUUUUUUUUUUUCCCAAAUUACUACACUAUUACAAUAAACUUUGUUUAGAAAUCUUACAUUUUUCUAGAGAAUAUUUUGGUCUCAUUGUUUGGAUGAAUAAAGAGUUAAUUA
Pygocentrus nattereri (red-bellied piranha) is the source of this 1775-nucleotide messenger RNA. It is a transcript of the gene mims2, whose product is annotated as family with sequence similarity 210 member B. Bases 85 to 1029 code for a protein of 314 amino acids. Gene Ontology annotation, cellular component: mitochondrion. Lineage: Eukaryota; Metazoa; Chordata; Actinopteri; Characiformes; Serrasalmidae. The transcript has 3 exons. The record is from RefSeq and is a predicted model, not a curated record.